UACCAAAAUGUCAAGUAACAUACGUUUUGCGGAUCGAUGUGAUGAGAAAAAUAAAGCUCUCAAAGCUAUUCUUCCAGAAUUCGUCCUCUGUCUAAGAGAUUUCUCUCUUAGGCUUUAUGUAGAAGGAAAGGGAAAGCUGACGGAGGACGACUAUCUUAAAGACUGUUUACAACAUCAGAAAGAGAUGGAUGAAAGUUAUAACAAACCAAGAGAGUGUAUUCGAGAUUUUUUUUCGAGUCGAAAAUGCUUCACAAUGCCAGUUCCAGGUGACGAUGAAAUUCUAGAGAACCUUGAAACUCUCGAGUUCGAUCAACUGUCCAAGCGUUUUCAAGAAGCCACGGUCCGUUUUGUGUCGUAUAUUUACAGCAAAGAUCCAAAGGAACUCAUUGUGAGCAAACCUGUAAACGGGAAAAUGUUUGAAGUUCUAACGACACAGUAUGUUGAAGCGCUUAAACAUGGUGCAGUACCAGAUGUAGACGAUGCUUUUACUGCCGUGGCUAAAAUAGAAAAUGCUAGAGUAGCUGCUGAAGCAUUAGAAAUAUUUGAAUCUCAGAUUAAAUCGGUUAAGCUUCCAAUACCAACAGCAACAUUGAGAGAUCUUUACAAAAACGCUCAGCAACAGGCAUUGGACUUCUUGAACCCAAAAGUUGUACAUGAUGGAAAGAACACCUGUAAAAAUGAAGCAAAGAUGAAAAUGGACAAUAUCUGGGAAGAAAAAAAGGAAGAGAACACCAAGAAGUUACAUGAUUUAUGCGAAAUCACUAUAAAACAGAAAAAUGAAGCUAUUCUUGAACCAAACAUCAAAAAUAACGCAUACAAUAAGGCCGGAGGAUUUAGACACUACAAACGUGAUAUUGAGCGAAUGAGGGAAGAAUACGUUCAUGCGCUUAAUGAUUUCGAUGAGCAUGAGGUCUUGGGGUCAUGGCUUGAGUUUGUGCAGCAAAAGAGAGAUAUCGAAAACAUAAUUAUUGGAACAGAUGAUGCUUUGACGGAAAAGCAAAAGCAAGAAGAGAAACAGCAGAACAAGCAGAUGAUAGAAAAAUUAACAAAAGAACAGGAUGAAAAAUACAAGGCGGAACUUCAAAAACAGAAGAAAGAGCUGGAGGAUCAGCAUAAGAAAAUACAAGCAGAUCAGAAAGCACAAAACGAUAAAGACAACGAGAGAUUGGAAAAGCUUUUAAAUCGAAUAAACUAUCUCGAAGAAGAAGACAAAAAGCGGAAGGUAAAAUUAGAAAAUCUCGAAGAAGAAGACAAAAAGCGGAAGGAAAAAUUAGAAAAUCUCGAAGAAGAAGACAAAGAGCGGAAGGAAAAAAUACACAGACUCGAAGAAGAAGACAGAAAGCGGAAGGCAAAGGGAUUCAUUGGUAGGAUGUGGUCAGCAAUAGCAGGAGAAUAAUUGUACAGAUAUGUUGAACACAGUUAUCACAACACUAACCACUUUGUUUUGGAACCACGUUUAAGGCCCGUCUAUUUGUCACAAUACAUUUACAUUACAUUUCAGUAAUAUAUAACAAAUAUCUUGUACUAUUUUUAACAUGUACAUAUAGUAGUUUUUGGCCAUUUUAAGAAAACGUAGUUGUUAGAAAUAAAGAUAUGUCGAUAGGUUAGUAAAACUGAGAGAACAAAAACAUGAAAGGAAGGAAGAAAAGAGAACACUACCGUGGUAUGUAGAUUUUGUUGUUUAAAGUAAGGGGAUGAAACAUUUCCAAUCGUUAUUGAAAAUAUCAAGACGAUCGUUACGGAACGCUGUAUAUUUUUCUACUUUUAAUCUGUUUAUCAGAUUUUGUUUGAAUUAGUUAUUUCUGGUACUAUUUUCUUUAUUUUACAUUUACAAGAAAACAUACGCAACAGACAAUACAAGACAGACAAAACAACCAGUUGAAAAUAGGGGCACCGCCUUGGAACGGUCAGUAACCUAAAUAAAGGAAACUUUGGGUUUAAACGCGUUUAGGGCAUACCAACCUCACACUUGCCCUAUAUUCAACAAGUUAAACAACACAAUGUAAAUAAAUCCCCGCUGAGAAAGGCUCUAACAUUAGUGCAAAAGUAACAAAUAAAUAAAGCAAAACAUAAAAUUAAGGUAAAUUUAAGGUACAAUUACACAAAUGUACUCAACAACUUGUCUGAAGUCAGAGCAACAAGAGCCUAACUUUUAAGGGCACGACUAAGAAAACUGUAAGACAAAAUUCAACUCCCUCCGUCCGUUGUAUGUAGGAUUUAGGAGAAAAGCAUCAUGGAGUUCUACACUUUAUUAGUCAACGCACCAUCAAAUAGGAAAGCGUAGCAAUUAACUGUAGAGGGGUCAAUCACUAAACAUGCACUGUGCUUCACGAUUUUCGCAACGUAUCCUCUUUUUUUAAUUUUAGUUAGGUUUUUAUUCAAGUAACAGGAUUUUGUUGUUUCUAAUAAUUUAUAUAAGUUUAUUUCAUCUGGUGUAUCGUUUAUAUCAAUUGUUCCUAAUUUUAUUUUCCAUCUUUUUGGAAUUGAUGCAAAUAAUCUAUAAUAGUUUAAAAAAUCUGAGUUAAGUAUAUGAUAUUCGUUUUUUAAUAUAUCAAAUGUUUUCAAUUGUUUAGUUUCCAUGUCGUAGAUGACUUUAAUAAAAAUUAUAUUUUUCUUUAUUCAUAAAGGGAAAUUUAUUAUUAAUUUAUUAUUAAUGAGCUAAUUAUUCCAUAUUAUUUGCAUUGUUUUAUUU
Molecule: messenger RNA, 2692 nt
Organism: Mercenaria mercenaria
Lineage: Eukaryota; Metazoa; Mollusca; Bivalvia; Venerida; Veneridae
Product: guanylate-binding protein 2-like
Exons: 5
Coding region: 8-1396 (462 amino acids)
Molecular function (GO): GTPase activity; GTP binding
Source: RefSeq, a predicted model, not a curated record